Ostreococcus tauri is the source of this 1275-nucleotide messenger RNA. RefSeq names its product Cell division protein FtsZ, C-terminal. The coding region runs from base 1 to 1275 and encodes 424 amino acids. The transcript is spliced from 2 exons. Lineage: Eukaryota; Viridiplantae; Chlorophyta; Mamiellophyceae; Mamiellales; Bathycoccaceae. The record is from RefSeq and is a predicted model, not a curated record. Gene Ontology annotation, biological process: chloroplast fission; microtubule-based process. Gene Ontology annotation, cellular component: cytoplasm; chloroplast; microtubule. Gene Ontology annotation, molecular function: GTPase activity; GTP binding.
AUGGCGUGCGCGCGCGCGAUGACGCGCGCGUCGACGCGUGGGUUGAGACGAAGCGAGGCGACGCGCGCGAGGAGCGCGAGAGCGACGAGCAGAGCGUCGCGAUGCGUGACGCGCGCGGCGACGAACGCGGCGACGAUAAAGGUUAUUGGCGUCGGCGGUGGUGGAUCGAACGCGGUGAACCGGAUGCAGAACUCGGACAUCACGGGGGUGGAGUUUUGGAUCGUGAACACGGACGCCCAGGCCCUGGACCAGCAAGCGGUGGACGCGCCGAACCAGCUGCAAAUCGGUGCUGAGCUCACGCGUGGUCUCGGUGCUGGAGGGAACCCAGAGAUUGGUCAAAAGGCGGCGGAAGAGAGCCGAACGGCGGUCGAGGCGGCGUUGACUGGGGCUGAUAUGGUGUUCGUGACGGCGGGCAUGGGUGGAGGCACCGGAUCCGGCGCCGCGCCGGUGGUCGCUCAAGUCGCCAAAUCCGCCGGUAUUUUGACCGUCGGUAUCGUCACUAUGCCGUUCAAGUUCGAGGGGCGCCAACGAUACAACCAAGCGAUGGAGGCUGUCGAGCGUUUGCGCCAAAACGUUGACACGCUCAUCGUCAUUCCGAACGACCGCCUCCUCGCCGCCGUUGACCCGACUUUGUCUGUGCAAGACGCCUUCUUGCUCGCUGACGACAUCCUUCGUCAAGGCGUCCGCGGUAUAACCGAUAUUAUUACUUUGCCGGGCUUAAUCAACGUCGAUUUCGCCGAUGUUCGCGCCGUCAUGGCGGAUGCCGGUUCUUCUCUCAUGGGUAUCGGCCGAGCAUCUGGCAAGAACCGCGCGCGCGAAGCCGCGGAAGCGGCCAUUUCAUCUCCGUUGCUCGACCUGGGCAUCGAUCGUGCCACCGGUAUCGUGUGGAACAUCACCGGUGGCUCCGAUUUGACUUUGCACGAGGUGAACGAAGCCGCAGAGGUGAUUUAUGAUCUCGUUGACCCGUCGGCGCUCAUCAUCUUUGGCGCCGUGAUUAAGGAUGGUAACCGCGCCACCGAUGGCGAGGUGUCCAUCACUCUCAUCGCCACCGGCUUCUCGCCGUCGGCGGGCAUCAACCAAGCUGCAGCGGCGCCAGUCUCUCGACAAGCGUCUCGACAAACGUCUUUCAGCCAACCAACUGGUGGUCGUACGCCGAUCAAGGGCUGGAGCCAAAACCAAGAACCGGCGCCGUCGCGCAACGGCGCUGACAAGCAGCCGGUUGAAGAAUCGCGCGGCGGGAUCCCCGCUUUCUUGAAGCGCAGAAUGGGUCGUUAA